AUGAAGGAAUUUAAGGGCAGUGAGGAGAAUGUGGCAUUGAGAGAAAUGAUUGUUCCAAUCGCAAGAGAAGCACAAGAGCCAGCGAGAGCAAGAGCAGUUAUGGGAACUAAGUCGUGCAUUGGCUGUUUUGAGCUUCUGUAUCUAGGCAACAAUGAGUUGUUUCUAGUUCUAUUGGUAGCAGAGAAAUGUCUUAAAAAGUCAAUCAGUCCAAUGAUCUGCACUCAUGGCUGUGCUGAUCCUCUUCCUCUGGGGUCUUUUCAUGUGGCUGGGAUGUUGGCAUUGAUUUGGCCUGCGACAGCUUUCAAGGGUGCUUAUGAAAGUUUAGGUCUGGAUGCAUCUGGUGGAAAAUCCGUUCAUUUUCAGAAGAUUUGGCACCUUAUUCAGGCAUUAACUGGUGAAGACUCGUCUGUUCCAAAAAGCGUGUCAAAAAAGAUGUCUUUAAUUAUUGGUGCAAGGCGCCAUCUUGAGCGGGGUCAUGGAAAAUAUGUAAUGGAUACUAUCCAAAGUCAUCCUGCCCAGGGAACUUGCUAUUUUGAUGUUCACGAUUACUCUCAUUAUAGGCUGCACUUGGUGGGGUUGUUGGAAACAUGCAAAGAAUUCAUUCGUUUGAGGGACUAUGGAGUUCUAGAGUUUGAUGCAGGCUGUUUAGGCAUAAAUUUUCUUGCUUAUUGGUCUUUACACUUCACUAGUAAUUACACGAGUCUUUUAAUUCCUAACUGCUCAGAAUUUUUUUUUUACAAAUUGCAGAUUUGGAAUGAUGUCUUGGGCAGUUCUAGCUGUAACCUAUUGCAUAAAGCAGCUGGUUUUUAUAUUUGCUGGGGAUGCCUUGUAUGGGUGCCUUCUAUAUAUACUUCUCCUGGCAUGUACCUGGUCAAUCAUCCUGUACACCUUGGAACUCAGUUGGCACUCUACAUCCUAGUAGCAGGCAUUCUUUGCAUAUACAUCAACUACGACUGUGAUAGGCAAAGGCAAGAGUUUUGCAGAACAAAUGGCAAGGCUUUGGUUUGGGGUAAAGCUCCAUCAAAGAUAACUGCCACUUACACUACCACAACUGGGGAAACAAAAAGCAGCAUUCUUUUAACUUCGGGAUGGUGGGGAUUAGCUCGACAUUUCCACUAUGUCCCAGAAAUAUUAGCUGCAUUUUUCUGGACUGUUCCAGCUCUUUUUAACCACGCUUUACCCUACUUUUAUGUGGUGUUUCUUACAAUCCUUCUCCUCGACCGGGCGAAAAGGGAUGAUGAUCGGUGCCGAUCCAAGUAUGGAAAAUACUGGAAAUCGUACUGCGAGAAGGUUCGGUACAGGGUCAUCCCCGGAAUUUACUGAGAAAAUGUUGCACAAGUGUUUGUUCUAUGUUGAGAAUGGCAUGUAUAUUCAGCCUUUCCAAAUUAAAUGAUGGCAGGCUGGUAUCAUGUUGUUAUUGUUGUUUUUGUAAUGGUCAACUUUAUGGAUGUUGUAUUUCUCUCAUCUUCAAUGACCAAAAACUUUUCUUGUUUAGGAAAA
This is a messenger RNA of Humulus lupulus (European hop), 1500 nucleotides long. RefSeq lists its product as uncharacterized. Lineage: Eukaryota; Viridiplantae; Streptophyta; Magnoliopsida; Rosales; Cannabaceae. Gene Ontology annotation, cellular component: endoplasmic reticulum membrane. The record is from RefSeq and is a predicted model, not a curated record. The coding region runs from base 1 to 1323 and encodes 440 amino acids. Gene Ontology annotation, molecular function: oxidoreductase activity, acting on the CH-CH group of donors, NAD or NADP as acceptor. The transcript is spliced from 15 exons. Gene Ontology annotation, biological process: brassinosteroid biosynthetic process; sterol biosynthetic process.